AUGGCAGCACCAAAUAUUACUUUUAUAUCUGAUAUGGAUGUAACUAGGGAUGACUUAACUUUCAAGCUUCGUAUCAUAAACCUUUGGCAUCAAAUGUCUUUCUACAACAAAAGUGAAAAUUGGUCGAUUGAAAUGAUCUUAUUGGAUGAACAUGGGAACAAAAUCCAAGCAAUGGUAUCCAAACGAAACUUAUAUCGCUUCAAAAAUGUAGUAAAGGAUAAGAUGACAUUUUACAUCAAAGGUCCAAACUUUGCAGCAUUGAAGACAGGUAGUUUUAAGUUAACUCCUAAUGAUCAGAAAUUCAGAUUCGUCCAACAAAAUGUUGUCACAGAGUGUAACAAUUUUUCUGGAUCUCUGUUUGGGUUUUCAUUUGUUGAUUAUCAAGCCGUGUUAUCAUUGACCCAUCCUCAAGAUACAUCUAUUGAUCGUCCAAGUGUAAACACCUACUUUACCUCUUCCAUGUUGUUCAUUAACUCUGACAUAGAUGAAAUUACCAAUUUCAACAAAAGUUUGGAUGGAGAUGAUUGUCCCGAUUCAUCUACAAAUACAUUUUCGAUUAUUCCAUCUAAUCAAAUUUCUACAUAUGAUGAUUUUAUGGUAAAAAAUAACCUGAAGGGUAUCGCUGAGGAUGUAGUUUCUGGCACAGACGAUAACAUAACUCCUUCCACUAUCGAGAAAAACGGCACAACAAGUGCAGUGAAGAUUUUGAACACAACACCGGUCUUAAAGCAAAAUUUGGAAGAAGUUUUCGAUUUAGAGAUAAUUGAUCACUUAUCUAUAUCAAAAACUCCAAAAAUAUGUCCAGAUGGUCUAGGAAAACAAUUGUUGAAAGUAAAGCUGGAGAAAAAUGAUUGA
This is a messenger RNA of Lactuca saligna, 855 nucleotides long. The record is from the annotation of a GenBank genome assembly. NCBI's taxonomy places the organism in Eukaryota, Viridiplantae, Streptophyta, Magnoliopsida, Asterales, Asteraceae.